This is a messenger RNA of Patiria miniata (bat star), 852 nucleotides long. RefSeq lists its product as uncharacterized. NCBI's taxonomy places the organism in Eukaryota, Metazoa, Echinodermata, Asteroidea, Valvatida, Asterinidae. The record is from RefSeq and is a predicted model, not a curated record. The transcript is spliced from 3 exons. The coding region runs from base 38 to 664 and encodes 208 amino acids.
AAACACUCUUCGUCUACGGUGGACAUCAACUAUUGACAUGGCGCCCUCUGGACGUAUAUUUCUCUUCAUCGUGCUCGUACUGGUGAUACACCUGACCGAACCAAAGGAUGGUUACAGUGCAUUUGCCCGAUCAAGAAGUCGGCGGUCAUCAACGAGACGGACGACAUACUACCGUUCCCACACCACCUAUAGCUAUACUGGCUACGGCAGUUCUGGCGGAUACGGCACAGGCCUGACCUGGUGGCAGAUUUGCCUCAUCAUAGGUGGCAUCCUCUUUGGCUUUCUCGUCUUGUACUGCAGCAUCCGAGCCUGCAGGCGGCUGGAACCAGAGUCGGACACGCCGGGCAUCCACACCACACGGGACCAGAUCCAGCUGCGAGACCACCAGAUCAUCCAGCACUCCCCAACUACCAACUACCAACCAAUUCCCUGCUCGGACGGCCGCGAAAUCCCGCCCCCACCGGUCAUCAUGCACAAUCAGCCCGCCCCGGCCCCGUACGGAGUACAGCCGCAGCUGCAGCAGCUGCCGGGGCCGAUGGCAACAGCGCCCCCACCGUGCUACGACGACGCGCUGGAUAUCGCCGAGGAGCCGAUCGCUGAGGGCGCUGUCGAUCGGUGGGAAGACCAGCCCGAGGUCAACAGAAAAGACUUUGGAGUGAUCUAAUCAUUCUGGACACGCUUCAGACUGUAGAAUAGUACUAGAUUCACCAUCAGUGUUUAUCAGUACUCAAAGGAAUUGAACAAGUUAUAUCCUAUGGGCCUUGUGCACGGGUUUGCCAUUUUUGUCGACUUCCCUGAAUGUAUUUCAUAAAUUUUUAACUGUUGAAUAAGAAGGCGCCAGACUAUUUAUGC